Messenger RNA from Cladophialophora bantiana CBS 173.52, 279 nucleotides. RefSeq lists its product as uncharacterized. Lineage: Eukaryota; Fungi; Ascomycota; Eurotiomycetes; Chaetothyriales; Herpotrichiellaceae. The transcript has a single exon. The record is from RefSeq and is a predicted model, not a curated record. The coding region runs from base 1 to 279 and encodes 92 amino acids.
AUGAGCCGGCGGAAUGAAGGCCAGAGCUACCGCCAGCGACUAUAUGGCCAGAGAGGUCGAGUAGAGCAAUCGGGGAGUCUAGAAGAAGAUCAAGAUCCGAGAGGCCGCAACUUUGAAAAUCUCAGAGUGGUGAUGGGCAGGGAGAUUGCGAGAAAUGGUGAGAUGAAAUUCCGGCGGGGUGGUCAGGAGAACCAGAACAUUUGUAAAGGGUGCAAGAGGAAGGGAAGGAACAAGCAACAAGCAACAGCACAUCAACAAUCCGCCGAAGAAUUUCAAUGA